AUCCUAUCCGUGUCGAUGAGGGGAAAAGAAGCUAAACAUUUGAAGAUGAGUUUCUGUCCACAGAUAUGCGGGAGGAAAAUGCCUCUCCAAAUCCAUAAAAAUUCGAAUUUGAUUUCGUCAUAAUCAUAUCAACAGUCUCUCAUCAACCGUUUUCAAUCGAAAUCGAAUCCCAGUAAUUUCAUUAUUGAUCGAGCAAAACUAAUGGGUGCAAUCGCCACUCAAACAAGAUGUUUGAAAUCAACACCAUCUUCUUCAACAUCUAUCUGUUGUUAUUCAUCAGACGAUAAACCUUCUCCUUCACACGUUUUCCUCCCCAGAGAGGGAUCAUAUUUGUCGAAACAGAAGUCAUUUUUGAGUGGAGAAUUCCACAUAAACCAAUUUCUCCGAAUAGAUUCUACCAGACGACGACUAAGAAAGCGUUUAGGGUUUGUUUGUGUUCUUCCAUUAACGGAAGAGAAUGUGGAGAAGGUAUUGGAUGAGGUGAGGCCUGGACUUAUGGCGGAUGGAGGGAAUGUUGUGUUGCAUGAGAUUGAUGGUCUUGUUGUUGUCCUUAAACUCCAAGGUGCAUGUGGCUCCUGUCCCAGUUCAACAAUGACACUCAAAAUGGGAAUCGAGACUCGACUCAGAGAUAAAAUUCCUGAAAUUAUGGAUGUUGAGCAACUCAUUGAUACAGAAACCGGACUCGAUUUGAAUGAGGAGAAUGUUGAAAAGAUACUUGCAGAGAUUAGGCCAUACUUGGUAGGCACAGGUGGUGGAAUUCUGGAGUUUGUAGAAAUCAAAGACUACAAUGUUAAAGUCCGACUCAGUGGGCCUGCAGCAGGGGUGAUGACAGUUCGUGUUGCAUUGUCACAGAAACUCAGAGAAAAAAUACCUGUUAUCACAUCCGUUCAAUUGAUAGACUAACAAACAACAUGUAAUGUUCAUAUUUUUGCUAUA
Lactuca virosa is the source of this 936-nucleotide messenger RNA. NCBI's taxonomy places the organism in Eukaryota, Viridiplantae, Streptophyta, Magnoliopsida, Asterales, Asteraceae. The record is from the annotation of a GenBank genome assembly.